This is a messenger RNA of Harmonia axyridis, 1786 nucleotides long. RefSeq names its product Golgi pH regulator (gene GPHR). Gene Ontology annotation, cellular component: Golgi cisterna membrane. Gene Ontology annotation, molecular function: voltage-gated monoatomic anion channel activity. The coding region runs from base 138 to 1502 and encodes 454 amino acids. NCBI's taxonomy places the organism in Eukaryota, Metazoa, Arthropoda, Insecta, Coleoptera, Coccinellidae. Gene Ontology annotation, biological process: intracellular pH reduction. The transcript is spliced from 8 exons. The record is from RefSeq and is a predicted model, not a curated record.
CAAAUACAUAUCGGCAAAUCUAUAACCUAACUUUUAUAAAAAUGAUUUCAAUUAAAACUUAAAGAACUCGAUAAUAAAUAAACAUUUAGUCAUUUCUAUCCAAAUGUUACUGUUUCACAGUAAAUUUCCUUUCAAAAAUGAGUUUCUUAGGUGACGGAAUUGUUAUAUUUGUAUCCCAAGUAUUCUUCUUCAUAGGAGCAUGGAUUUUUUUCGUGAAACAACUAUUCAAGGACUACGAAGUCAGACAUAUGAUGAUACAGCUAUUAUUCUGUAUUACUUUGACUAUAUCUUGCACUUUGUUUGAACUGAUUAUAUUUGAAAUAUUAGAGAUCCUUGAUUCUAGUUCUAGGUUUUUUUUCUGGUACUUCAUGCUGUACUUUUUACUCUUUAUAGUUAUAGUGGCUAAUCCUCUAUAUCUAUCAUUCUGCUGCAUCAGUAAUGUCCCUUAUGUGAAGUCUGAGUACAUCAAACAUGCUACAUUCCUUGUUUGGAUAGCUUUCCUUGUGAUAUUCUGGAAGAUUGGAGACCCUUUUCCAAUAUUAAGUACUAAGCAAGGUCUUUUAUCUAUUGAGCAAUUAGUAUCAAGAAUAGGGGUGAUUGGUGUAACUGUAAUGGCUCUACUAUCUGGUUUUGGUGCUGUUAAUUAUCCUUAUACGUCAAUGAGAUAUUUCAUAAGAGAAGUAACCAUUACUGAUGUCACUAAUAUUGAGAAAAAAUUGAGACAAGCUAUGGACAUGAUUCUAGUGAAGAAAAAAAGAAUAGCAAUAGCCAAAAAACAAAUGGCUAAUAACCCAUUAGACUAUGUUAAGCAAGGUAUUUGGGGUAUGAUUGCAUCUGCCACAUCAAGAAAGCAAGAAAAUAUAACCCAGUUGAAGCUAGAAGUAGCGGGAUUAGAAGAGCUAAGCAGACAAUUAUUUCUUGAAGCACAUGAAGCAAGAAAUAUGUUGGAAAGAAUUGAAUGGUCCAGAACAUGGAAGGGUCUCUACUUCAACUUCCUCGGAUAUAUUUUCUCCGUUUAUUGUUUAUGGAAAAUUUUUAUUUGUACAGUCAACAUUAUCUUCGAUAGAGUGGGUAAAAAAGAUCCUGUAACAAGAGUAAUCGAAAUAGCAAUCCACUGGAUGGGUUUUAAUUUCGAUGUGAAUUUCUGGUCGCAGCAAGUUUCUUUUUACCUUGUGGGAUGUAUAGUGGUGACAUCGAUUCGAGGACUACUCCUCACUCUGACAAAGUUCUUCAACAAAAUAUCUUCAAGCAAAAGCUCAACGAUUAUAGUGCUAAUAUUAGCUCAAAUAAUGGGCAUGUACUUUGUUUCAUCUGUUUUACUCUUACGGAUGAAUAUGCCUCCCCAAUAUAGAAAAAUCAUCACCCAGGUAUUGGGAGAUCUACAGUUUAAUUUUUAUCAUCGUUGGUUUGAUGUGAUAUUUUUAGUGAGCGCACUGAGUAGCAUAUUAACUUUAUUCCUUGCACACAAGCAACCUGUAAGAGAUAACAUGGACAGCGAAUAAAUUGUAUGGAGAGAAAAUCCAUUUAAUCUUUUUUAUACAAACUUAUUACUUAAUCGAGAUCUCCAAUUGAAUUAUAAUCAUAAUUAUUCUCAUUGUUAUUAUGUAUAGAUGUUUAUUUAUCACAUUCAACUUUAUAUAAAAUUGAUAAUUAUCUUAUUUUAUGGCUAUCCACUACUGCUUCAAAAUAUUUUUUUAAUUAUAAUAUAACAUUUACUCUUAGGUAAGAUUUGAAACUAUCAAAAUGCCAUCGAAUUUUUUAUGAUUUAAUAUAGUAUUGAUUUGUU